Oncorhynchus masou masou (cherry salmon) is the source of this 1564-nucleotide messenger RNA. Its product is annotated as glutamate receptor ionotropic, NMDA 2A-like. Gene Ontology annotation, molecular function: NMDA glutamate receptor activity. Gene Ontology annotation, biological process: excitatory postsynaptic potential; monoatomic ion transport; long-term synaptic potentiation. Lineage: Eukaryota; Metazoa; Chordata; Actinopteri; Salmoniformes; Salmonidae. The record is from RefSeq and is a predicted model, not a curated record. The transcript has 10 exons. Gene Ontology annotation, cellular component: plasma membrane; NMDA selective glutamate receptor complex. The annotation marks the transcript as partial.
GUAUAACUCGUGGGGAGACGAGGAGGCCGAUGAGAACCACCUGUCUAUCGUGACUCUGGAGGAGAAGCCCUUCGUCGUCGUUGACAAUGUAGACAUCCUGACUGGAACCUGCAUGAGGAACUCUGUUCCCUGUAGGAAACAUGUUAAAGAUAACUCUACAGAAGGCGGAGGAUCCUAUAUAAAGCAGUGUUGUAAAGGGUUCUGUAUCGACAUCCUGAAGAAGAUCGCCCGGAACGUCAAGUUCACCUUCGACCUCUACCUGGUGACCAACGGAAAACACGGCAAGAAGAUCAACAACGUCUGGAACGGCAUGGUGGGAGAGGUGAUUGAAAAGAAGGCAGCGAUGGCAGUGGGGUCGUUGACCAUCAAUGAGGAAAGGUCAGAGGUCAUAGACUUCUCUGUCCCCUUCGUGGAGACGGGCAUCAGCGUCAUGGUCGCCCGGAGCAACGGCACCGUCUCCCCCUCCGCAUUCCUCGAGCCAUUCAGUGCGUCUGUCUGGGUGAUGAUGUUUGUGAUGUUACUCCUGGUCACGGCCGUCUCUGUCUUCCUGUUUGAGUUUGUCAGUCCACUGGGAUUCAACCGCAACUUGGCCCAGGGCAAAGACCCCCACGGUCCGUCGUUCACCGUGGGGAAGGCGGUGUGGCUGCUGUGGGGUCUGGUGUUCAACAACUCUGUCCCGGUUCAGAACCCUAAAGGCACCACCAGUAAGUUCAUAGUGUCGGUGUGGGCCUUCUUCGCCGUCAUCUUCCUGGCCUCUUACACAGCCAACCUGGCUGCCUUCAUGAUCCAGGAGGAGUUUGUUGACCAGGUCACGGGACUGUCUGACAACAAGUUCCAGAACCCGUAUGCAUACUCUCCUCCAUUCCGUUUUGGGACGGUUCCUAACGGUUCAACAGAGAGGAACAUCAGGAAGAAUUACCCCGACAUGCACGAGUACCUGGUGAAAUAUCACCAAGGAGGAGUGCAGGAUGCACUGGUCAGCCUCAAAGCAGGUAAACUGGAUGCCUUCAUCUAUGAUGCUGCUGUGUUGAACUACGCUGCCGGCAGAGACGAUGGCUGUAAGCUGGUCACCAUCGGCAGCGGGUACAUCUUCGCCACCACCGGCUACGGCAUCGCUCUGCAGAAAGGGUCGCACUGGAAACGACAGGUGGACCUGGCUAUACUGGCCAUCAUAGGAGAUGUUCUUCUGAGGCGCCCCACCCGACCCGAGGGGAUUCUCCCUGACGGGGCGUGUUGUCGGUGGGCCCACUCUGCCAAGUUAGCCGGCCACCCCGAGCGUUCGGGGGUACGCUCGCCCAUUCGCCAGCGUUUCCUGGUGGCCCACUUUCCGGAACGUGACGCGCGUCGAUUUGUCGCCGCUUUGUUCGGUUCGUUCCAGUCAUUGGCAGAAGUGAACUGGAAUGAAAAGCGGCCAAAGGAGAAAUUGGCUUUGAGGGUGACCAGUGAGAUAUAUCUGCUGGAGCGCGUGCUACGAGUGGGUGCUGCUAUGGUGACCAGUGAGAUAUACCUGCUGGAGCGCGUGCUACGAGUAAGUGUUGCUAUGGUGCCCAGUGAGCUGAGAUAA